UUAGUCCUGAGCCCAGGGGGUGUCCUCUCCUUCCCUCAGGGACGAGUCCUAUGCACAUGGCCCUGUGUGCCUGAUGUCAGGGGCAGGGAAUGAGGCCCACAUUUCCCUGAGGGGAGGUCCAGGCAGCCCCGGGUGGCACCUCCCAAGCUACUAGGCACUAGCUUCUCGGAGCUCCACCCUGGGGAGCGUGGAGGAGCUGGUGGAUGGAUUCACCUCCUCCAUCUCCCUAGACCUGGGGCAGGCUGUCUACACCCAGGACCCCGUUCCAAACCUGGCAACCUGCCAGGGCCCUCCCAGGGCUUCCCCACGAGAGUGGUCGACAGUCCCACUCCAGAGGGCCUGGAACCUCAUUCCCUGGGGGCACCCCUUCCCUCUCCUUGAUCACACCCCAGAGGGCUGGGGACUCUCGGGUGAGUUGCAAACCUCCCUCGUCCUGGUGGUUCCCGGGUUUCCCGCUGACGAUAGGCCCCCUGCCCCCUUCAGCAUGAAGAGGAGUCAACUCUCCGUGGAAAUAAGAAAUGGAGAAUGAGGACAGCACGAGAGACCCCUGUGCUGGAGCUACAGCCGGUGUCACCUGCUUCAGCCCUGGGGCCCGGAGCACCUGCUGGAAUGGCACCGGGCCUGGCAGAGCCAGCGCCAGGUCCAGAGCCCACCAGCCCCUGUGCGGCGAGCAUCUGGGACAUACCGGGAGUGGUCUCGGGCCCCGAGGUGGAGCCCCAUGAGCCUUCAGAACCCAGCAGGCCUUCCCCCAGCCCUGGGAUGAGACCGGCUAGGCGCCAUGCCUGGGAGCCCGAUGAUGUGACCAGCAUCCUCCAUGGCAGCCAGCUUUCAUCCAUCCCAGAGGGCCAAGCCCUCCACCACUUGGUCGAGAAGAAGCACCUGGGGCCCACUGUGGCAGAGCUGGAAGAACCACGGCAGACGCAGCUGGCUCCAGAGACACAGGGAGGGCCGGCUUCAUGGCUAGAGCCAGUUCAGGAGCUCCCUGAGACCCCUGUGCUGGAGCUACGGCCGGUGUCACCUGCUUCAGCCCCUGCAGAGCCAGAGGACAUCCCAGCAGCGCCCUCAGCCCCAACGCUGAGCCCUGAGCUUGAGCCCCAUGAGCCCUCGGGCACGGGGCCCAGGGCACCUGCUGGAAUGGCACCGGGCCUGGCAAAGCCAGAGCCAGCUCCAGAGUCCAUCCUCCCGGCAUUCCCCCCCCGUCUGGUGGCCGAGCAGCUGACUCUGAUGUAUGCAGAACUGUUCACCAAGGUGGCAGUGGCCGACCGCAAGACCCGCUGCAGGAGCCAGUCAUACAACGGAAACGUUGAGCACCUGGCCCCCGCCGUCAAUAAGAUCAUAAAAGAAUUCAAUGACGUAGCCAACGUGGUCAUCUGCUCCUGCCUCAGGGCCCCAGGCAUGACGGCGCGGGACAGGGCCCGAGUGGUAGAGUUCUGGAUCCAGGUGGCCAAGGAGUGUCUGGACCUCGAGAAUUUUGCGUCCCUCCACGCCAUUCUCUUGGCCCUGCAGAGCCCUGCCAUCAGUCGUCUGCAAUGCACCUGGGGACGUGUUUCCUGGAAGAGCUCCAGGAUACACAAAAGGCUUAUCAAAGAGAAGUGGCUCAACCAGAAGUGGCUCCUCAAGGAGGCGACCUCCAUGGUGACGCAACAGCAUCGUUUCCUCCAGGGAUCCGAGGAUAGGCAGGAGGAAAGUACCAUCAUACGUGAGAGGCUCAUAGACAAGUACGUGGCCAUGACGCGUCACCUAGAACCCGAGGAGCACUUCAGAGCCUUCUUCCAGGCUGUGGAGCCCCUGGAUGAGGAAGAGAGCUACACCCUGUCCUGCCAGCUGGAGCCCCCAGGCCAGAGGGCCGGAAGAAAGGGACUCUUGUUCUUCAGGUCCCGCAACAUUUAAACUUAGUGGCCAGAGCCAGCUGCUGUCAUCGGGCCCACGACCCAGCUGGUACCCUGGCUGCGUGCGGAGGAGAGCUUCCCCUUUGGACAGGAGGCACCCGGCGCCCCAGGACCCUGGUCUGCUUGCUGCUCCUCUUCCUCCCAGUGCUCAUCCUGAG
Manis pentadactyla (Chinese pangolin) is the source of this 2047-nucleotide messenger RNA. Its product is annotated as ral guanine nucleotide dissociation stimulator-like. The record is from RefSeq and is a predicted model, not a curated record. The coding region runs from base 526 to 1890 and encodes 454 amino acids. Gene Ontology annotation, cellular component: plasma membrane. NCBI's taxonomy places the organism in Eukaryota, Metazoa, Chordata, Mammalia, Pholidota, Manidae. Gene Ontology annotation, molecular function: guanyl-nucleotide exchange factor activity. Gene Ontology annotation, biological process: positive regulation of GTPase activity; Ras protein signal transduction. The transcript has 10 exons.